Acanthopagrus latus (yellowfin seabream) is the source of this 4528-nucleotide messenger RNA. It is a transcript of the gene cdc42ep4b, whose product is annotated as CDC42 effector protein (Rho GTPase binding) 4b. The record is from RefSeq and is a predicted model, not a curated record. The coding region runs from base 368 to 1378 and encodes 336 amino acids. The transcript has 2 exons. Lineage: Eukaryota; Metazoa; Chordata; Actinopteri; Spariformes; Sparidae.
GAGGAGGGCCGCUUUGUGCGCCACACAGAUGCGAGGUAAACGGACACUGGAGCAGCAGCGCAGACGGGACCGUCCUGCCGUAACUCUCCUGCCGAGGAACCUAAAGUGAAUGUAGAGACGCAGAGACUCCUGCUGUCCUCCUCCUGCGCACUGGAAUAUAAACUGGAACUUCCUGAUCGCUCGGGACAAACAGAAAGGCUGAGAUGAAACCAGAGCUGGACGACCAGAAUGGCUGCACACAUUAAACACCUGGAAUUAUACUUUCUUUGACAACAUUUCCAAAGAACUCUGGAAAGAAUCUCUUCUGAACUCCUACAGAACCUGGUUAAAUUUCUUUUGUGUGGAUUAUAAAUAAGAGACUGCCAACAUGCCUAUUCUCAAGCAGCUGGUGAACAACUCCAACCAGUCGAAGCGGCGGUCUCGGGCCGACCUGACCGCGGAGAUGAUCAGCGCUCCGUUGGGGGACUUCCGCCACACCAUGCACGUCGGCAGGGGAGGAGACGCGUUUGGGGACACUUCAUUUCUUAGCACCCGAUCAGGGGAACCUCCCAGGGAGCCGGAGACCAAGCAGGGCUCCCCGGGCCCCAAACCAGGGCUGCUGUCCCGCACCUUCAGAAGCAGCAAGCGCUCUCAGUCAGUAAACCGGGGGGACAAGUACGAGUACAACAUGAUGGCGCCUUCCGGGGGCUCAUCCAACUACGUGAAAAACGCCAUAUCCCUGCCUUACCUUAACGACGAGGACACCAACAGAGGACACCAGCUGCCAAAGAGCGUCUCCUCAAGUCCGAUGAAAAGGCUGGCAGAGAUCGAAAGCAGGCCGGUGAACGGAGCAGCAGCAGCGAUGGCGACACUGGAUGCAGAGUUUGACGAGCGCAAUUUCGGUGAACUUACAGAUCUGCCUCCGUCUAUGCCAAAGGGGGGCGGAAUGAAGCACGCCGAGUCGAUGAUGUCCUUCCACAUUGACUUGGGGCCCUCCAUGCUCGGGGAUAUCUUGAGCGUGAUGGAAAAGAAAGGCUGGGAGGAAGACGACCUCGGCUACGAAGAAGGGAAGGGCAGCGAGGGACACGCGUCGCCCUCCCUCAUCCCACACAUAGACGACGAGGUGGAGGAGGAGCGGGCCCCUGCGAGGCCACCUCGCAGCAUGUACCAGCAGAAGGCCGCGGUGGAUCCGUACACCCCGGAGCUGCACGCCAGGAACAACCACCACAACAUGGAUAGCUGCUCUGUGUCCAGCUCCGGCUCAGCCAUGGAGGAGAAGCCUCAGUACCACCUCCACGACGGCGACACGGACAGUGCCAAGUACAGUUCGCCGCGCGGGGAGGACGACAGAGAUUUCACCUUCAUGGAUGACGAUGACGAUGAUGAGAUUCGGGUGUAAACUGGAGUCGCUGCUGUGAACAGUCUUGAGGAACACUAUCGGAGAGGACCGAGGCGUUGGGAGGCUAUCGCAAGCCGGGAAUGGCGAGGGAGGGAGUUAGCAGCAGGGCCACAUCUGAUUUAAGCUUCUCGUAGAUCACUCUAAUCUCUGUACACUUUGUUCAACAUCAUAAAUAAAACCAAUUAAGCCUUAUUCACUGUGCUGUGGCGAGGAGAUGUGAGCUGAGUGCAAACAGCUCACAAAGCGGGACUCUGGGAAGGUUUGGGUUCUUAAACGUUGCACAGUUUUCUUUUUUGCAACGUCAAACUCUGAUCACGUUAUCAUUGGGAAAUUCUCCAAUUUGAAAUACUAGUUCCCAUGUCACGUCCUCGUCAGAGGUGCGUUAACAAAGAAGGAAGAGCAACCAAGCCUUUCGUUAUGAGCACUGCACUCGAUUUUCCUUUUCUUAUUUUUUUUUUCCUUUUUUUUAAGAAUUAACGUGUGACCAUGAGGUUAGAGAACCAUAGCGCAGCUGUCAAUCACAUGAAUAUCACAUUUGGAGUGCGAUGGGGGAGCUCGUGUGAGGUCACGGACAUGGAGUGGAUGUGCACUACAGAUUCUGAACACGGAAGAGGGAAGAAAAAGAAGAAAAAAAACAAAACAAAAAAAAACAGAAGUGAAAUUCAGAUUGCUUUGUAAUCUCUGAGCGAUCCUGGAGCUUCUUCUGCCAACGACAAUGUUUUUUGGCAUCGACACUAAAUAGAGAAAGUAGUUAUUACUUUUGUUCACAUUUGACUUCGGGGGUGAUUUAUGCUUACUUUUAUUUUGUGUACAUAAAGUAUCUGGAGGGUCUGGCGCCUGGUUUGGUGGCUCAUUACAUUAGCAUCAUUUUUGCUGCAGUCUCUCUUUGGCAAGGUCUGGAUUCUUGAAAUUGGCAGACAGCUGUGGUAUUUAUUCAUUCAUUUUCAUAAGGGAUGGAUCUUUCUUAAUGUGCACUGUUUGGUCUUAAAAAGUUUUUUUUGAUUUUGGGGGUUUUGAGAUCCUUUGAAAAAAACUUCUGCAUGGUACUACAGAGCGAGCGAGCGAGUUCAUCCCGUUGAAGUUUUUGCUACACGGCACUUAACUAUCGGACUCGCAGCGACAUCGAGUCGUCUGUGUCACAUCGCUCCUGCUAUCACUGUCGUGGUGAGGCUGUAUCGGUUGACAAUGAGCUAUGUUUUGAGAAAAUGUGAAGAGGCCUUUUGUACGUGUUCUGUGUCUUUUAAAAAAAAAACAAAAACAAGGGAGAAGUGGUGAUGUGGCUAAUUGUGUGUCAUUGCUGUGUCGUCACAUGUCGUUCCACGUCAUCGCUGAGGUUUGCAGGAUAAGCAGGUCAGCAGAGAGACUUUAGGUUUGAAAAGGGAGCCGCUGCAGUAGGAAAAAAAAAAAAAAAAGAUUAUAUGAAAUUAAUAGCUGUGGCGCUAUCCCAACACACGCCUCGUCUCUCCUGACACGUGUUGGAGCUCGUCUCUGAGGGAAGAGAAAGAGUGUUCGAACAUGUACAAAGUGUUAUCAGAGCGCAGCUACUUUUAUAAGACGGGCAUCGCGUAUGUCUCGGGGCGGCAAGAGCGGCGGAUAGUUUCCUGAACCGGCCCCACAAGUGAUAAUACUCACCUCUUCCUCACACGGCCCCAAAUCACACAGUAGGAACAGAUGUUUAAAUCAACCAAUCAUCUGGCCCUCUCCCAGUCUACUCAUUAAGUGUGCUGGAUUUACUGGCCCCCAACCAGCUGGAAGGGCUCCAGGAACAGCAGGGUCAGGGACAGACAGGUGGGGCUCCAUCUCGUUGGCUUUUUUGUGUGUUUUGUCGGCUUCGCUCGGUUGACGGCUCCUCCAGGUUCCCUUUCAGUUAUGAAUAAGGCAGAGAGAGCGCUCCUCUCGCUCUCUGGGAUCCGUGAUUAAUGUCCGACUGUUUUUUUUUUUUUUGUUUUUUUUUUGGUGUUAGAAAACUAAUUGCCACGUUUGACGAACGGGAAGCUUUUGAGUUUCCUGUUGUGGCGCUGAUGCAGGGGUGUGUACAUAGAAUCAGGAUGCUGUGCCAUUCUGCCUUGGGUUAUUUUGAUGUCUUAUUUUUUUGUUUUUUUUUUUUGGAACCAUGUGAACGGGUUGUGAGAAGUUCUGAAAUGGGGAAAAAAGCGAUCUGGAGGGAAAUUGCCAAGUACGUUCUAACCAUAUUAUGGGGUAAUAUUAGCAGGAUGUUUAUUUUCUACCUAAUGUAUAGAUGAUGCAGUAUGAUUUGAGUCAGACUUCGAUCAUAUUUUAAUGUUAACGGGCCAAAUUUUUUUUUUUUUACUUUGAUUGAUCGGUUGUGAAAUCUGGUUUGUGGAUUGUCGUUGGGGGGGAAGCUGCAAUCACUUAAAAAAAAAAAAGAAGAACAAAAACACUCCGGACCUGCUGUUGUUUUUCAUCAAGUAAUGUAAAUAUAAUUUGUGCCAUCGAUGAUUAAAGUGAACGAUCUGUGUUAUCAGCAGUGUGACGACGUGUUCAUGGCGUGAGAACCAGCAGAAUGUUUUGCGGGAGGCAGUUUUCUUUAACACUAAGCUGCACAUCUGUGGCCACAUUUCGUAUUUUGCAAGCACACAUUUAAAAGAAACCUUCCACCAAUCUGGCAACCCAGACUGUUUAGAGGGUAAUUAGAGAAUUAUGGAAAAGUAUACUAAAUUACACUGCGAUACUUUUCUCGUAAUUGUCUUAACUUCUCUGGCAUUUUGUUGUGUUUUCUCUGCGGGAAACUCCAAAGUAGGCCAGAAUUUAAAAAAAAAAAAAAAAAAAAAAACCUUUUAUAAAAGGAAUUUGCAAAAUACUCUCAGCCUCAGGUCUGCUUCAAAGUGUUUUCUCUGUGCCCUGACAGAAGUGAUUUUGCGAGUGGCAAAAAAAAAAACAAACGAUAAGGACUGCGAAAAAGAAAAAAGAAGCGACUGGCUCAAAGUUCAGCUGUAGAAAGUUUUCUCUCUCUCUCUCUUUUUUUUUCUAUUCAGUGGCUGUAGUGUUAUGCCAAGUAUGUACUGUUUUCUUUUUCCUAUUCCUCAUCCUGGUUUUACAGUAUAUUAAUAUAUUUACCUUCCUCACUUUCCCUUUCUUUGAAAUAACAGCUAUAUUUUUCAAUAAAAAGAGAAAGCUGGUAAUCUUUGA